AUGGAGUUUAUAUAUUGUCGUUUCUCUCUCACAGACCCAGAUGACGUGCUGAGUGUUGGCAUUCCUCUGGAGGGGCAACAGCGCCCUCUACUGGGGGCAACACUGAUAUUACCGUGUUACUUCGAGGACCACACAGUCCCAGAUCCAGGAGCUCCCACCAUCGCUCCCCUCUCUCACCGCAUCAAAUGGAGCCUCAUCACCAAAGAAAAAGUCACGACUGUCUUAGUGGCCUUGGAAGGACAGGUGCGUAUCGGUGAGAGCUACCUGGACAGGGUUCAUCUGGUGGGCUACCCUGCAACCCCGACGGACGCUACCAUCAAGAUAUCUGAACUACGGUCCACUGAUACGGGAGUCUACCGAUGUGAGGUUCAGCAUGGCAUCGAGGACAACCACGACGACGUUAAUGUGCUGGUUCAAGGUAUGGUGUUCCACUACCGGGCCAUCAUGGGCCGCUAUAGUCUGACCUUUGAGAAGGCGAAGGAUGCGUGCUCCCAGAACAGUGCAGUCCUGGCUUCACCUGAACAGCUUCAAGCAGCUUACGAUGAUGGUUUCCACCAAUGUGACGCUGGAUGGCUCUCUGAUCAGACAGUCAGGUACCCAAUCCACGAUGUACGUGUGAACUGCUACGGUGACAAAGAGGAACUUCCUGGGGUCAGGACUUAUGGAGUGAGAGAGCUCAAUGAGACUUAUGAUGUCUACUGCUAUACUGAGAAGAUGACAGGCAGAGUUUUCUACACUGCCGCAGCGGAAAAGUUCACCUUCGAUGAGGCUGCGGAGGCAUGCUCUAAGCAUGGGGCUCAGCUGGCCACCACAGGUCAGCUGUACCUGGCCUGGCAGGGUGGGAUGGACGUCUGUAACGCUGGCUGGCUGCGAGAUAGGAGCGUCCGUUACCCGAUCAACGUCCGACGGCCACAGUGUGGAGGAGGUCUGCUGGGAGUGCGAACUGUUUACCUCCACACCAACCAGACAGGAUACCCAUUUCCUGAGUCUCGCUAUGAUGCAUUCUGCUACACAGGUAACCGCCCAGCGUCACCGAGGUCAUCACCGACUGGAUACAGCCAGUCACCGCCCGGUGUGGUUUUCCAUUACCGCUCAGGAUCUGGUCGCUAUGUCUUCACCUUCAUUGAGGCCCAGCUGGCCUGCCAGAGUAUUGGGGCCACCAUGGCCACCCCGGAGCAGCUCCAGGCAGCAUAUGAGGCUGGAUAUCACCAGUGUGAUGCAGGAUGGCUCCUGGACCAGACUGUCAGGUAUCCCAUUGUUUUCCCUCGAGAGAAGUGUGCUGGUGAUUUGGAAGAUCAACCUGGAGUUCGGUCUUAUGGUCUGAGGCCAGCAGAUGAGAGAUAUGAUGUGUACUGCUACGCUGAUGGGCUAAAAGGUGAGGUUUUCCAUGUGGGCUCCGCUGAGGGUUUAACCUACGACGAGGCUGCUUCCACCUGUCAAGAGCAGAACGCCAUCCUGGCCUCCACCGGAGAACUCUACGCAGCCUGGAGACAAGGUUUCGACAAGUGCCGUGCUGGCUGGCUCUUGGAUCGUAGCGUCCGUUAUCCCAUUAACAACCCUCGUGCUGAGUGUGGAGCGGGGAAGAUAGCAGUACACACUGUGUACGCUCACCGCAACCAGACCGGCUACCCAGACCUUCACGCCAGAUUUGAUGCAUACUGUUUCAGAGCUGAUAUUACACUUAUUGCAAAUGAAACUGGGAUGAACAUCACAGAAAUCCAGGAGGCCCUCGUGAACCUGACGUCAAUUACUGAUUUAUUGAGGCCUGCCGUUCCCUCCAUUGUGCAACCCAUCGAUGUGGAGUCUUCAGGCUCUGGUUCAGGCUCAGGAGACUUUGGCUCAGGGGCUACCGUUGAUAGUGGAUCUGGGGGUCACUCUGGAGACUUGUCUGGAUCUGGAGACGGGUCUGGAUCUGGAGACUUGACUGGUUCUGGAGAUCAAGUCAUCUCUGGCGACUUGUCUGGUUCUGGACACCAGUCUGGUUCUGGAGACCAGGUCAUCUCUGGAGACUUGUCUGGUUCUGGACACCAGUCUGGUUCUGGAGACCAGGUCAUCUCUGGAGACUUGUCUGGUUCUGGACACCAGUCUGGUUCUGGAGACUUGUUUGGCUCUGGAGAUCAGUCUGGCUCCGGAGACCUGGUCGGCAGUACAAGUGCAGAGCUUCCCAGUGGAGCAUCGGGUCUUACCAGUGCAGAUGUUUCUGGAUCAGGACUCAGUGGAGAAGGAUCCGGCAUCACUGUCAUCUUUUCAGGUGUGGACAGCAUAGUGUCUGGAGAAGGUUCAGCUUCAGGAAGACUACAAGAAGCCGAAGAGGGAAGCACAGAGAUCCUUAUCUUCCCCUCGUCUGAAUCAGGCUCUGGAGUGCUCAGUGGUAGCGGGGACAAGUCUGGAUCUGGCAGUGGAUCCGGAUUCAUGACCAGCCGGGACUUUUCAGGUGGGUUCAGUGGUUACCCAUCAGGAUUCUCUGGCUCUGGAAGUGCCAGUGGACAGUCAGGAGAUGUUUCAGGAAGCGGAGGCGCUCAGAUAUCACUCGUAGAUGAGGAACUGGUCGAUGUGUCCACAAGUAUCACCCACAAGGAGUAUGAGCUUGGUGGAGGCCUUCUGACAUUCAGCGGCUCAGGAUCUGGGGUUCUCAGCGGGGAUCUCAGUGGCUCGGCCUCGGGGAGUGGCUCUGAGGUCUUCUCUGGUGUUAGCUUUUUGGGGUCAGGCCUCAUUGACCUUACAGAGUCGACUUCAACAGAGCAGGAGGCCUCUGGGGUUUCCUCGGGUGUUAGCUUUUUGGGUUCGGGACUCAUUGACCUUACAGAGUCGACUUCCACGGAGCAGGAGGCCUCUGGGGUUUCCUCGGGUGUUACCUUUUUGGGUUCGGGCCUCAUUGACCUUACAGAGCCGACUUCCACGGAGCAGGAGGCCUCUGGGGUUUCCUCGGGUGUUAGCUUUUUGGGUUCGGGACUCAUUGACCUUACAGAGCCGACUUCCACGGAGCAGGAGGCCUCUGCAGAUUUCUCGGGUGUUAGCUUUUUAGGUUCGGGACUCAUUGACCUUACAGAGCCGACUUCCACGGAGCAGGAGGCCUCUGGGGUUUCCUCGGGUGUUAGCUUUUUGGGUUCGGGACUCAUUGACCUUACAGAGUCGACUUCUACGGAGCAGGAGGCCUCUGGGUUUUUACUCUACAGCUCUGGACAGGGAAGUGGUGGACAUGUGUCAGGAUUUGGAGGCUCAGGCUUCCACUCUGGGUCUGGAUCAGGAAUGUCUGGACUGGAGUCCUCAGCGAGCGGGGAAGAAGGCAGUGUUACAUUCUUGAGUGGGGAUUUUACGACAGAGGUAUCCGGAAGCAAUUCAGUGGCUAUGGAGAUUGGACAAGGGUCGGUGGAGUACAGCGGAGAAGGAAGCGGCAGCAGCGGCAGUGGCCUCUACUCCGGCAGCGGAGAUACCCGCUUGUCCGCGUCCAGCGGCAUUUCCUCAGGAGCCCCCUCUGGAGAACUUCCACUGGUGGUGCUCCCCUCUCCGUCCAGUGAAUGGGCACUGACAGAGACCAGCACCACGGGACUAGAGCAGACCCUGAGCGAAGUUCAACAUGAGACCCCCAGCCUUGUACUCGCCCCUGCAGGAUUAGCUGCUCCUCCUACUGUGGCUUCACCAGCUUCAGUGCAGGCACCAGGCGUUGUGGAAGAAGCUGAUUUGGUUGGAGGUGGCGUUAACCCAUGUAAACCGAACCCCUGCGGUACUGCCUCAUGUACAGUAGAGGAUGGGGUCGCUGUCUGCCAUGAGGUAGAUGUGUGCCAUUCCAACCCUUGCGCCAAUGGAGCCACCUGUGUGGAGAGUGCAGACUCUUACAAAUGCUUAUGCCUGCCCAGCUACGGAGGGAAACGCUGUGAGAUCGAUGAGCAGCAGUGUGAAGAAGGUUGGACUAAGUUUCAGGGGAACUGCUACCUUCACUUCCCUGACAGAGAAGUUUGGGAGGACGCAGAGCAGCACUGCCGAGACCUGAACGCACAUCUGGUCAGCAUCAUCACACCCGAGGAGCAAACCUUCGUCAACUCGAAUGGACAGGACUACCAGUGGAUCGGGCUGAACGACAAAACAGUAGAGAGCGACUUCCGCUGGACAGACGGCACUCCUCUGCAAUAUGAAAACUGGAGGCCGAACCAGCCCGAUAAUUACUUUAACUCCGGAGAAGACUGUGUGGUGAUGAUCUGGCACGAGAGCGGCCAGUGGAACGACGUUCCCUGCAACUACCACCUGCCGUUCACCUGCAAGAAAGGACCAGUGUCCUGCGGUGCUCCGCCAGAGGUGGAGAACACUCACAUGUUUGGUAACAGGAAGGAGGAGUAUCCCGUCAACUCCAUCAUCCGCUACCAGUGUAACCCGGGAUUCACACAGCGCCACCCACCGGUAGUCCGCUGCAAGGCCGACGGACAGUGGGAGAAGCCGCAGGUGCAAUGUACUGAUGGUGAGUUCAGUCUAUAG
Messenger RNA from Scomber japonicus (chub mackerel), 4470 nucleotides. Its product is annotated as aggrecan core protein-like. Bases 1 to 4470 code for a protein of 1489 amino acids. Gene Ontology annotation, molecular function: hyaluronic acid binding; calcium ion binding. The record is from RefSeq and is a predicted model, not a curated record. Lineage: Eukaryota; Metazoa; Chordata; Actinopteri; Scombriformes; Scombridae. Gene Ontology annotation, biological process: cell adhesion. The transcript has 17 exons.